Molecule: messenger RNA, 844 nt
Organism: Aplysia californica (California sea hare)
Lineage: Eukaryota; Metazoa; Mollusca; Gastropoda; Aplysiida; Aplysiidae
Product: beta-1,3-glucan-binding protein
Biological process (GO): carbohydrate metabolic process
Molecular function (GO): hydrolase activity, hydrolyzing O-glycosyl compounds
Source: RefSeq, a predicted model, not a curated record
CCAUGUACGGAACAUGCACAAACAGUGACCAAUACGGAUGUCGCAGGGAGGGAAAGAAUGGUAUUUUGCCUCCGGUCAUGUCCGGCCGAAUCAACAGCAUUGCUUCCAUGAAGUAUGGCACAGUGGAAAUCAGAGCUAAAAUCCCUCUUGGAGACUGGCUCUGGCCCACCAUCUGGCUGUGGCCCAAAGACAGCAAAUAUGGCGGCUGGCCCAAAUCCGGAGAAAUUGACAUUAUGGAAUCCAGAGAACGACUUGUGACAAUCAGGAAGUUUUGAGAGUUGAUCCUGGUAGCAGCUUCUGGAGUUAUGGAGGUUUCGGCGGGAACAACAUAUGGAGUUCUGGAGGAAAAAUGGCCCCCUUUGACCAGGAAUUCCACAUGAUCCUGAACGUGGCGGUCGGCGGCACCAACGGCUACUUCCCAGACGGCACGUACAAUGGCAAGAACAAACCCUGGACCAACAACUCUCCGCAAGCCAUGGAGCAGUUCUGGAACGAUCACAACAACUGGCAUAAAACAUGGAAUGGCCACAACUCAGCUCUCAUUAUCGACUAUGUGGAAUUCAAGAGCUUGCACUAAUCGAAUCUUUUCCUGAUUUAUGGCUAGUAAUGCUUGGGUAAUCUUGAAAUAAAGAAGAAGAAAAAUAACUUUUUACAUGUUCACAACUGGCCAUUCGCAAUGAUGAAAUCCGUUGAAGAACUAAAAUGUGCAAGUAGAUAAAUACAAUAAGUGUACAUUUUCAAAAUCUGCCAUCAGAUACAUUGUACCCAAGGCGAGAAAAUGAGUCUGCUGUUUGUGCCGAUCUUUCUCACUUCAGUGAACCUUAGCGCAAGUCAACCACCUGAA